Messenger RNA from Adineta ricciae, 3009 nucleotides. The record is from the annotation of a GenBank genome assembly. NCBI's taxonomy places the organism in Eukaryota, Metazoa, Rotifera, Eurotatoria, Adinetida, Adinetidae.
AUGAUUUCCUUUGCAGUUAAAAAACUAAAAUGCCAGGCGGGUAUUGUUGUUACCGCUAGUCACAAUCCAAAAGAAGAUAAUGGAUACAAAGUCUAUUGGAACAAUGGAGCUCAGAUCAUCUCACCUGUUGAUGUGAAAAUAGCCGAAGAAAUUGAGAAGAAUUUAGAACCAUGGAAAGAUAAAGCCUGGCAAUUAGAUAUACUCGAUAAAAAUAAAUCUAAACUCGUCUCCGAUCCCAUUGAUGAGGUAUGUGAUAUGUACAUGUCAGAGUUAUCAAAAUUAAUUCAUUUUCCGGAAAUCAAUGCGACCGUACCGUUAAAAUUUGCUUAUACGCCAGUACAUGGUGUCGGUCAACCGUAUGCCGAACGUGCUUUUGCAACGUUUAAAUUUCCACCGUUUAUUUCUGUUCAAAAACAAAGUGCGCCAGAUCCUGAGUUUCCUACCGUCAAAUUUCCCAACCCCGAAGAAGGCAAAGAAACAUUGGCAUGCGCUAUCCAAACAGCUAAUGAGCAAAAUGUAGACUUUAUCUUAGCCACAGAUCCGGAUGCUGAUCGGUUUGCAUUAGCAGAAAGAGAUCCACGAGAGAACAGUGAAACUGGUUGGAGAAUAUUCACUGGUAAUCAGCUCGGAGCUUUACUUGGCUGGUAUCAGUGGUUCACAUGGCGCAAUCGAAAUCCUACAGUUGAUGUCAAGGAUGUUUAUAUGAUUUAUUCAACUGUUUCAUCUCAUAUUCUGAAAUCGAUUGCAGAAGUUGAGGGGUUUAAUACAAUUGAAACAUUAACUGGAUUUAAAUGGAUAGGAAAUAAAGCUCAUGAGUUACUCAAUGACAAGAAGCAUGUCUUAUUUGCUUUUGAAGAAUCGAUCGGUUUCAUGUGUGAUGCACAUAACGUUUUGGAUAAAGAUGGCAUUUCAGCUAUGUGUGUUGGCGCGGAAAUGUGUGCGUACUUAAAGUCCAUUGGACGAACAUUACAUCAACAACUACGCGAAGUAUCCAUUCUCUACGGUUAUCACAUUAAUAGUAAUUCCUAUGUUACAUGUAAUCAAACCGAUGUUAUGUUGAAAAUUUUCGAUCGUCUUCGUCAUUUUGAUAAAAAUGAUUCUGAGAACAGUCCUGUUGGUCGUACCAAGGAAAAAGAUUCCGAACAAAAAACGCUCGUACAGUACUCCAAUAAACUGAAGUCUCACAUCGGUGAUGAUGAAAAUGAAGCUGUUGAUAAGAAAAAGAAAGAAGAAAGUUAUGUUUACCCGAAGAAUUGCGGACAUUAUACAAUCGUAGGUAUUCGUGAUUUAACUGUUGGAAUUGAAGUUGAUUUUCGUGAUGGUGGGAAAGACAAAAAGCCGGUGCUUCCAUGUUCAUCUGCCAAUCAAAUGAUUACGUUUUAUUUUGAUAAUGGAUGUGAAAUGACUCUUCGAGCUAGUGGAACUGAACCGAAAAUCAAAUGUCACAAUCCAAAAGAAGAUAAUGGAUACAAAGUCUAUUGGAACAAUGGAGCUCAGAUCAUCUCACCUGUUGAUGUGAAAAUAGCCGAGGAAAUUGAGAAGAAUCUAGAACCAUGGGAAGGUAAAGCUUGGCAAUUAGAUAUACUCGAUAAAAACAAAUCUGAACUCGUCUCCGAUCCCAUUGAUGAAGUAUGUGAUAUGUACAUGUCAGAGUUAUCAAAAUUAAUUCAUUUUCCGGAAAUCAAUGCGACAGUACCGUUAAAAUUUGCUUAUACGCCGGUACAUGGUGUCGGUCAACCGUAUGCCGAACGUGCUUUUGCAACGUUUAGAUUUCCACCGUUUAUUUCUGUUCAAAAACAAAGUGCGCCCGAUCCUGAGUUUCCUACCGUCAAAUUUCCCAAUCCCGAAGAAGGCAAAGAAACAUUGGCAUGCGCUAUCCAAACAGCUAAUGAGCAAAAUGUUGAUUUUAUCUUAGCCACAGAUCCGGAUGCCGAUCGGUUUGCAUUAGCAGAAAGAGAUCCACGAGAGGAUAGUGAAACUGGUUGGAGAAUAUUCACUGGUAAUCAGCUUGGAGCUUUGCUUGGUUGGUAUCAGUGGUUCACAUGGCGCAAUCGAAAUCCUACAGUUGAUGUCAAGGAUGUUUAUAUGCUUUAUUCAACUGUUUCAUCUCAUAUUCUGAAAUCGAUUGCAAAAGUUGAGGGGUUUAAUACAAUUGAGACAUUAACUGGAUUCAAAUGGAUAGGAAAUAAAGCUCAUGAGUUACUCAAUGAUAGGAAGCAUGUCUUAUUUGCUUUUGAAGAAUCGAUCGGUUUCAUGUGUGAUGCGCAUAACGUUUUGGAUAAGGAUGGCAUUUCAGCUAUGUGUGUUGGUGCAGAAAUGUGUGCGUACUUAAAGUCCAUUGGACGAACAUUACAUCAACAAUUACGCGAAGUAUCUAUUCUCUACGGUUAUCACAUUAAUAACAAUUCCUAUGUUACAUGUAAUCAAACGGAUGUUAUGUUGAAAAUUUUCAAUCGUCUUCGUCAUUUCGAUCAAAAUGAUUCUCAAAACAGUCCUGUUGGUCGUACCAAGGAAAGAGAUUCCGAACAAAAAACACUCGUCCAGUAUUCCAAUAAACUGAAGUCUCACAUCGGUGAUGAUGAAAAUGAAGCUGUUGAUAAGAAAAAGAAAGACGAAAGUUAUGUUUACCCGAAGAAUUGCGGACAUUAUACAAUCGUAGGCAUUCGUGAUUUAACUGUUGGAAUUGAAGUUGAUUUUCGUGAUGGUGGGAAAGACAAAAAGCCGGUGCUUCCAUGUUCAUCUGCCAAUCAAAUGAUUACGUUUUAUUUUGAUAAUGGAUGUGAAAUGACUCUUCGAGCUAGUGGAACUGAACCGAAAAUCAAAUGGUAUUCAGAAAUUCGAAAGAAACGAGAAAAUGCCGAACCGACGAAUGAAAAUCCGAUGAUAGAUGAUGAAAACUUUCGACAAGAAACGAGAAAAGAACUCGAAGAUUUAGUUGACAUGGUUGUCAAAGAAUUUCUCCAACCAGAAAAGAAUCAUCUCGGCGAACGAGAAACUUCGCGAAAAUAA